AUGGCAUCACUAACGUAUGAAUACACAGCACCUAAAAUUCUGCUUGCUGAUGGGCCUAGAUGCGAGAAGGCUGGCACAUAUGUCGUUUAUCAUGGAGCUGUUGCCUACAAAUGCGUAGAAGAUGCAGCCGUGGCAGCAAAACGUGGAAAACGCGCUGCAGAGGAGGAGGAGGAGGAGGAAACUUCAACGACAGAUAUUACAUUGGAGACGUCAGAAACUGAGGAGCCAACAACUCCCGAGGACGAAGAUGUCGCAACGACUACCGACGAACAGCUAACAACAGACGAGGUCGUGACAACUGUCGAAGAAGAAGCAACCACUACAGAAGAAGAUGUGGAGACCACGGCCGCGCCCGAAUCUCCAACAGAUGCACCUGUGCCCGCAGUGAAGUCAGAACAGUAUGAAAUUAGCGGUGAAGUAAUUGUAGAAACACCACAGCCUAUUUUCGAGAGUCAAUGGAAUACAUUAGCAGAGCAGAUACAGCAAAAAUUGGAAAGACGUCGAGUAAUAUUCACUGCAGACAUUUUUGUUGAAAUGCUAUAG
This is a messenger RNA of Strongylus vulgaris, 543 nucleotides long. NCBI's taxonomy places the organism in Eukaryota, Metazoa, Nematoda, Chromadorea, Rhabditida, Strongylidae. The record is from the annotation of a GenBank genome assembly.